AUGUGCUUUACGUACCGUAUCCUCGAGCCGUUUGACUUGAACAUCAAUCAGUCAAUGUUCUCUCCUGCACUGGAGAACGCCACCUCCAAGGCCCAAGUCGAAUUCUCCUCGGUCUAUGUGCUACAAUCUACCCAGCCCGAGACCGUUGACAUCCUCAAACACGGUCCCGACUCCGACCUCGACUCCUCCGACGAUGAGUUCUUCGACGCUGAUAUUUGGGAGCAAGAAGACGCCCAUAACGACCCCGACAUCGCCACCAGAGCCGCAGACCACAUCAACACCGACAAUACCUCAGACAGCAACGAUCAUCCACUCGCCGGGCUACACUCCCAGCGCCUGGCCAAGAGCGACUGGACCGCACAUUCCUUCAUCGACAAAUGCGACCGCAUCGACAUUUGGUCGCGACACACGGAGUGUUCUCUGACCCAGUGCACCUGGUGUAUCUUCCAAGAGGACUGUGGUUGGCCCAAGCCAGACACUGACCCUUUGGUGCCGGAGCUGAGACUGACCACGCCGGAGGGGGCAGAUUGUUGGUUGGAUGAUCCGACCGACUAUGAGGCGCUGCCUUGGGAGAAGGAGGUUGCGGAAGUGCGAAAGGGUAUUCUUAAUGUCAUUUCGUAG
Messenger RNA from Sordaria macrospora k-hell, 621 nucleotides. RefSeq lists its product as uncharacterized. The record is from RefSeq and is a predicted model, not a curated record. NCBI's taxonomy places the organism in Eukaryota, Fungi, Ascomycota, Sordariomycetes, Sordariales, Sordariaceae.